Papilio xuthus (Asian swallowtail) is the source of this 1865-nucleotide messenger RNA. RefSeq lists its product as uncharacterized. Lineage: Eukaryota; Metazoa; Arthropoda; Insecta; Lepidoptera; Papilionidae. The transcript has 3 exons. The record is from RefSeq and is a predicted model, not a curated record. The coding region runs from base 247 to 1674 and encodes 475 amino acids.
ACAGUUGACAAGUGAAGUGAUUUAGGGACGUAUGAUAUUAUGCCAAAUCUGAUGUUCUUAUUCCAUAUUUUUGGUUAAACUUGUUAAACUUUGUUGAUCAAACUUUUUUAAGUUGCAUUUCGCAGUUGCAUUUAGUGUUGUGUUUUGUUGAAUAUAACGCAAAGAUUUAGUAAUAGUUUGUUAAAAGUGUUUUUGAUAUGUACUGCAAGCUUUGUUUUUAAAUUCAAAUUAUUGUGAUAAUUAUUUAUGACAAGCAAACGCGGUAAAUCUUCAAAUGAAAUGGUUGUGCCACGGAAUAAAAACAAAAUACUCUGCUCAACACCAGAACACAGAAAUGAUUCCCCAUCAAGAGACAGUGAUUCAUUGUGUGAUUCAGAUUCUGCCAGUCCAGUCCCAUUUCUAUGUACACAGGAUGGUACUGAAGGAGAAACUGAUGUAAUAUGGAACCAUUAUACACCAAAGUCAGGAAACAGGGCACAUUUUAAGAACACAACACCACUAAGUAGAAGAUCUAAAAAAUCCUUAAGACCUAAAGUAUUAGAAAAACCAUUACCUAGAAGAAGAGCAAUAAGACCAUCACAAAAGAAAAAUGCACUCCUACAAGAACUUCUAGAAUUAAAUCAGAACUUGCAUGAAAUAAUAGGUAAUAAGGCAGAAAAAAAUUCAAUUCCGGAAAGAGAUGACUCUGAAGAUGACAUAUUUAUAGAUAUACAAGAGUUUUCUCCAAAAAGUGGUCUAAGAAGUAAUACUUGUUUAAGAAAAAAUCUUUUAAGUUCAAGGUUUUCUAAACCGGAACCUGAAGUCGGUUUAGAUUCGGACGAUUCAAUGAAUGAAUGUUUAUUGAAAGCAACUCAGGUUGUUGAAGAGAAUUUAUUAAAAGAUGAUAUGAAGCCAAAAAAUGAUGUUGCCAGUAACAAAAAUAAAUGUACAAAUUCAUCAUUUAUCAAAAUAGACCAAGAUUCUAUGGAUGCAAUACUUAACAGUAUUAAAUUUGAAUCACCAUGUGCAAAACGGGUUAAAAAGUGUAAUUCACCGCAACUUGUAAAUGAUUCAUUUGAUGGAUUUGUUGGUAAUUUAAAUGAUAGUGCUUUAGAAAGACUUACACAAAUGCCAACAAAACCUAGGACUACACAUGAACCAAAGACUAAGAAAACAAAUGAAUUAUAUUUAGAUUUUAAUGGUUCAUUUUCUAAAUCAUUUAGUCGUCAUAGUUCUAUGCCAGAAUCUCCAUCUGUACCGCAGCCCAAUAAACCAUCAACUAGUGGUAUGGCUUUUGGAAGAUACAGUUCAAUGCCAAUGGAUAAAAAUCAAAUGGAUCCAAGUGAUUCUCCGAUAAGAUGUACGCCAGAUGAAAUUAAGAAGAAACAUCAGAUGGCUAGAGAAAAAUUACUAGCGAAAAGACAGUUACCAUUUACAUCAUUGCCAUGUUCAAAUACACUACCUUCAAUACCAGAAAAAACCUCAUCGAAUAAGUAUAAAUUCCAGCCUAAAGUUCCUAGUGAGAAAGCAUUUCUGCAUUCUAAAUUAUCUAAUAAUGUUAAACCUAAUUGUAAUAACCCACCGGUGUCAAAUCAAAGGAGUAAUUCUGAAGAUAUAAAAGCAAUCAUUGAGAAAAAGAGACAGGAAGCAUUAAUGAAAUUAAGACUGCGUAAGCAGACACAGGCCAAAACAUGAUUGUCGCAUGCAAUUAUUGUGUUCUAUUGAUAAGCAAUUAUUGUUGUUUUUUACGUCACAAGACAAGUAAAUAUCAAGUGUGUAAGGGGCUUAAUUUAUAUAUUUUUUUAAUAAGGUAUCAGUUUUUGAUCCUGCUAUGCCAUAAUAUAUCUACAAUUAUUAUAAGUGUUUAAUGAGAAUGUGAUUAUACU